This is a messenger RNA of Drosophila rhopaloa, 1537 nucleotides long. RefSeq names its product neuroguidin. Gene Ontology annotation, biological process: maturation of SSU-rRNA from tricistronic rRNA transcript (SSU-rRNA, 5.8S rRNA, LSU-rRNA). NCBI's taxonomy places the organism in Eukaryota, Metazoa, Arthropoda, Insecta, Diptera, Drosophilidae. Gene Ontology annotation, cellular component: small-subunit processome; nucleolus. The transcript has 5 exons. The record is from RefSeq and is a predicted model, not a curated record. Bases 436 to 1437 code for a protein of 333 amino acids.
UCAAUCUACACGCAGCUGACUUUAGAACGCGUUCGGAAAAUAGGAAUAAACUGACUCAGAACGCGUGAAGUUCUUCUGCCGCACGGAAAAUCAAAACAAAUACUAAACUCAAUGCGAGGCAAAGCGUAAACAGCGCAGACAACUGAAACUCGCACAAUGCAAUAAAAACAGUGAUAAAUCAAAUGGACCAGAUUUAAUUUAGCGCUAACGGCAAAUAAUUGAAACCGCGUGUCUUUCGUUUGCUUGUCCCGCUCUUUUCCGGCACUCCCCCCACCAUACGAAGUUGCGAUUGUAGCCGCAUUUCGUUUUGUUUUACUGCCGUCCCUCUCUAACGGUUCCCUCUGCUUUGACCGCUGCCCAGCCUCCCAGCAACCGGCGUUUGAAAAGCCGCUGGAUUAGGACUCAUUAACGGGACACCCACACAAGGACAUCACAAUGGUGCAGGCUCUCGACCACGAUUGUGAAGUUCAGGGUCAGGACAUCCCGCAGGCUAUUCAGCUGCUUGGGGAAAUGAACAGCAACGUGAAGCAGGUGACUGAUUUGGUAGAGGGCAUGCUGCAGCGGGUUAAGCGCGGCGAGCUGACCACGGAAUACGGCCUGAGCUUCCUUGAGGUGAAGUACCACAUGCUGCUUGACUAUUUGAUCAACCUGACCUACGUGGUUCUACGCAAAUGUUCCGGCGAAACCAUUGAGGGUGAUCCCUCUAUCGAACGCCUGAUCGAGAUUCGCACUGUGCUGGAGAAGAUUCGGCCCAUUGACCACAAGUUGCGCUACCAGAUCGACAAGCUUGUGAAGACAGCCACUACUGGCGUGUCGAGUAGUACAGAUCCGAUUCUUUACAAGCCCAAUCCAGAUGAUAUGAUGAGCAGUGCAGCCGGGGCAGGUCACAACGAAGAUGGUGCGCCGGAUGACAGCGAAGAGGACGACGAGGAUGACGAUGAUGAGGAGGAUGAAGAUGAGGCCGGAGCAGCGAAAAUGCCCCGCAAGGCGGCCACAGCUGGAAAGUCCGGAGUGUAUGUGCCGCCGCGCAUCAAGCCAGUUUACUACGAUGGUGACGAACGCGAUGCUGACAAGGAGAAAAAGGCCAUGGACCGGGCCAAGAAGCGGGCGAUCACGUCUUCCAUGCUGCAGGACCUCAAAGAGGAGUACUUGGACGCCCCCACUGAGAUUUCGUCUGGCUCGCGGGCUCAGCAGCUGUUAUCCCAUGCACAGAAGGAAAAACAGGAGUACGAGGAGACCUAUUUGAUGCGUCUGCCUGUGACUAAGGCUGAAAAGCAUCGUCAGCGCAAACUGACCACGUUGGGCACACUUGGCGAUGAAAUUCUUGGGGAGAUUAGUCGAGAAUCGGCGCUGCGUGGAGAUGGAAGCAAAAAGCGCAAGUUGGCCAAAAAGGGAAAGGGGAAAAAACGCGGCGGUAAAAAGCGAAAGUUCCAUUAAUUGGGAGGAUAUAAACCUCUUAAAUAGUGUCAACAACUUUUAGUUUAAAUAACAGCUGUAAAACCUUCAAAAAAGUUAUAAAAGUCUUAUUUUUAAUCGA